CAAGUCCCAGCAGCCGGGUGUCAUUCAUUCCAAGCGCGUCUGCUUGUUACAUUGUAUCCAGGCGGCUGGUGCUAACAUUGUAUCCACCGCUGCUAAGUCACUACUUACCGCCAGCAACAGCGCAAAAAGAGAGAUCCUGGGGGAAAAGUAACAUAUAAAUAUAUAAUAAUAAUAUAAAAUUACACUAGAGGAAAAGUCAUCACACUGUCACCUGGAGAGUCCCCAGCAAUGCGCACCUUCCUUGGGAUUGCUUGGAUAUACUUGGUGUUUGCUCUUUCUUAUGGAGAAGCUUCCCUGCUGACUGAGGAGGGGCUGCUGAAAGAUGACACAAUUGCCAACUUAUUGAUGGAGGCAGAUGCUGAUUUGACUCCAAAGAAACCUCAUAUUCAGUUUAAUGCCCUCUUCUCUGCUAAUCCUGAUGAAGGGUGUUACCUGAAUCCGGAAGAAGACGAAUGCCUUCAGAACUGCGGCUACAACUCCUCAGCGAAGACGUUUAUAGUCAUCCAUGGGUGGACAAUGAGUGGCCUGUUUGAGAGCUGGUUGCAUAAGUUGGUGGCCGCCCUACAACAGAGGGAGAGAGACGCAAACAUCAUAGUGGUGGAUUGGAUGCCGCUGGCCUUUCAGCUCUACCCGGACGCCGUGAAUCACACAAAGCUGGUUGGGAAGGAAACUGCUGUUCUAAUGGACUGGUUACAGGAGAAAGCGAAUAUGUCCCUUCAAAACGUCCAUCUCAUCGGCUACAGUCUUGGCGCGCACGCUGCCGGUUUUGCAGGAAAUUACGUUAGUGGAACGGUCGGUCGUAUCACAGGUUUGGAUCCAGCUGGACCAAUGUUUGAAGGCGUAGAAGCUGAAAAGCGCCUUUCGCCAGAUGACGCAGAUUUCGUGGACGUCCUUCAUACCUACACAAGAGAAGCGCUAGGCGUCAGCAUCGGCAUCCAGAUGCCUAUUGGCCAUCUUGACAUAUAUCCCAAUGGUGGAGACGUCCAGCCAGGCUGCGGUUUAGCCGAUGUCAUAGGGGCGAUUGCUUAUGGCAGUAUCGGGGAGGCCGUGAAGUGUGAACACGAGAGGUCUGUGCACCUGUUUGUGGAUUCCCUCAUUAACCAGGACAAGGAGAGCUUCGCUUUCCAAUGCACUGACCCCAACCGCUUCAAGAAGGGGAUCUGCCUGAGCUGCCGCAAGAACCGCUGCAACGCUAUCGGGUACAACGCCAGGAAGAGCACCAGCAAAAGGAACAGCAAGAUGUACCUGAAAACCAGAGCGCAGAUGCCAUACAAAGUUUACCAUUACCAGCUGAAAAUGCACAUCUUCAAUUACAAGAACGAGGAGGAAUCCACAGAACCCACCUUCUCCGUCAUUCUCGCUGGGACCAUGAAUGACUCCGUUCCUCUGCCUCUGGCCGUACCUGAGAAAAUCGGAUACAACUUCACAAACACUUUCCUGGUCUACACGGAGGAGGAUAUUGGGGCCCUCCUGUCCAUUAAGCUGAAGUGGGAGGGAUCGAAGCAGUCGUGGUAUUCCUUCUGGAGCUCCAUGCAGAGUUACUGGGCAGCCACCAACAAGAGUGACCAGGAGCUGCACAUCCGCCGUAUCCGCGUCAAGUCGGGAGAGAGCCAGCAUAAGUUUACUUUUUGCCUGAAAAACUUUCAUGCCAGUCGUAUUGCUCCUGGCGAGGAAUUGGUGUUCGACAAGUGUAAAGAUGGCUGGGAAGUGAAACCGCGAAAAAGGGUGAACUUAUAAGGCUAUGGGUGGGUGACCAGUAUGCACAGCCCUGGAAGAAUGUUACAAUGAAAUAGAACGGUCUAUGAAGCACUGAAAAAGUUUUGCUGCUUUUUUUUAUUAAGAAAAUUUAAAAAGAUGUAUGAAUAUAAAGUUUAACAUUAACAGCUUGGUUGUCAGGCGGCCUCAUGGACUCUUGCAGUUAUCACAGGUGGCCCUUUUCCUUUUCAUGAAACGGGCAAUCUCAUUGCACUCUAAUAGAAGAAAAGUUUACAUCUUAUUCCCAUAAUUUAAGUGGCUUAACCCCCCCACCCCUUCUUGAUCCUUGCUAAAAAUGAAGUUUCACCUCCCAGACGACUAUGCGGAUAAUUCAGUUUGUAACUUGCGUUGGGGCUGUGAACGGUUCCUUAUGCGUUCUUCCUAUAUUCUUGCUGUUUCACCUUUUCUUCUUUUUGUACAUGUCAGUCUAGAGAUAUAUUUUUAUACCGUGUGCGCUGUGGUGAAGUCUGUACAGUUUGUAAAUACAUUUUAUUUAUAAUUUGCAUUUGUAUAUGAAGAUCAAGUUAUCAGUAUUUAAUUUUGAAGGCUGACCAGCGACACUGCUGUCUACCCGCACCCUUUUAUAUGUUACGCUGUCCUUGGUUAUUCCUGAAAUGCUUGAUUGAUAUAAAUUGCUAUUUGCCUUUUUGAAAUGCUAAUUUUUAUUUAUUAUUUUGGUUGUCAAAGAUGCUGCAACAUAAAUUAGAUCAAUCUGCCCUGAGGUCCCUCUCUACAACUAGCACCCUGCGGAACACUCCCGCUCCGACUACCCGCCUCAGUGGUAAUGGGUGCGGACUGUUUGAGAUAGCGCCGUUACUUUGCCGGAGUCGUAUUUCAUUCAGAAUAUGAGUUGUGCUUGUAACGUGUUGUACCAUUUCCAAUUCUGUGACUUUAACUAUUGUACUGUGGCCUGAGAUGCGUGCUAAGGGUAGCGCCAGACAGAAGAAUAAACAGGGCUUGGAUAAAAUAGGCAGUGAUCCCUAAUAUUAUGCAAUCUGUAAGGGCAAGGCGAUUCAGAGGUUUGUAGUGUUGUGAAUCCUAUGAUGCUUUACUGCAGUCCUUAUUUGUGGUCAAGGCGGACUGCUCACCGCCGGGCGGAGGAAACACCAGUCCUCCUUGUACCUUUUUUACUGUAAAUGUUUUUGUUUAAUAGAUAAUAAAUAUUAAUGAUUACCCCCCCCCCCCCCAACACACACCCCUUUCUACAUUCUCCUCAUCACCCCAACAUUCAAGGGUUAAAGGCAGCCAUUCCAGCAUGACAUUUUCUCAAGUAGGUCGAUUAUAUAGACCUCUGUUGUGAACUUAACUUAUGAUCUUUGUACCAUGUGAGAUAUCUGUAUAUAUAAUGUAUUUUGUAUGCCGUGACUUAUUUAUUCAGAACCUGACUUUGUAUUAACAUGGCUCAUUUCCAUUAAAAAAUAAAAUAAAAAUAGAA
Messenger RNA from Pseudophryne corroboree (corroboree frog), 3190 nucleotides. RefSeq names its product lipase G, endothelial type (gene LIPG). Gene Ontology annotation, molecular function: lipoprotein lipase activity; protein binding. The transcript is spliced from 10 exons. Lineage: Eukaryota; Metazoa; Chordata; Amphibia; Anura; Myobatrachidae. Gene Ontology annotation, biological process: fatty acid biosynthetic process; triglyceride catabolic process. The record is from RefSeq and is a predicted model, not a curated record. The coding region runs from base 229 to 1737 and encodes 502 amino acids.